ACCUUCUCCUUCCUAACUAUAACCACAUUUCAUUCCACCAAAACAACCAAACGUAUAUCAUAUUCGUUCCUAACGCCCAAUAAGUUUAUAUAGAAAUUCGUAGACAACCAUGCCAUCGCCAGGAGAAGCCGAGCUGCCGAAGAUCUGCUGUUCAGAGUGCUUGGCGCAGAUUAAAGCGGCGUUGCAAAUUCAUCAGGGCACUCCAAUGACUCCAGAAGAAUCCCCAAAUGAGACUCCUUUGGCCGACGAUAAUGUCAUCACGGUCAUGGGGCUGGAAGACAACAUAGACGAAGACCAAGAGUUGUCCGAUGACAGUAUCAUCGUGAUCAUGGGGCUAGAUGAGGACAUAAACGAAGACCAGGAGGCGUCUUCCCAGGGAGAUGACAACAAUGCUUUCCCCGAGGAACCGCCAAAGGAAAUUUAAAACUAUUUUACCAAAGAAAACCCCACAAAAACUACGAAAAAUUUAAAAUGUUCCUUCGUUUUGUUGCAGUCUGCAGGAGGAUCACCUAUCUAUCCACUGCAGCUGCCCAUUCCUCUCCGAGAAGUUAUGAUUUACCAUCGGGAGUGCUGCAUGCCCCUAUUACAGAACCGAUUCCUAUUGUUUUUACUCAAGAAUGGCAACCGAAUAAGAAAUGUACUUUUCGACUUCCUACAUAAACGACUUUCCCUCGACUUUUUGACCGAAUUGUGGUAUAACCUAUUCUGGUCAGCACGUCAGCAUAAACCAAAUUGAAGAAGAGGUUAUAGGUUAUGGAUCAUAACCUAGUAAUGCGCCGUUUUUUGAAAAGAUUGAGCGAAUAAUGUGCUACCCUGUAAUCAACAACUUUCCCCUGGAACCGGAGUAUGCUCAUGUGGAGGAUUAGAAAAUGCAGCGGUUGCAAAUGGACCAUUGCUUAGUAAAGAAAAUUGAGGAAAAUAAAUACAAAUAUAUAGUAUCACCCGUAAAAUCUUAGAUUAAA
Drosophila biarmipes is the source of this 962-nucleotide messenger RNA. RefSeq lists its product as uncharacterized. NCBI's taxonomy places the organism in Eukaryota, Metazoa, Arthropoda, Insecta, Diptera, Drosophilidae. The record is from RefSeq and is a predicted model, not a curated record. The coding region runs from base 110 to 424 and encodes 104 amino acids. The transcript has 2 exons.